Messenger RNA from Tachysurus fulvidraco (yellow catfish), 2896 nucleotides. It is a transcript of the gene kcmf1, whose product is annotated as potassium channel modulatory factor 1. The transcript is spliced from 7 exons. Gene Ontology annotation, molecular function: zinc ion binding. NCBI's taxonomy places the organism in Eukaryota, Metazoa, Chordata, Actinopteri, Siluriformes, Bagridae. Bases 213 to 1364 code for a protein of 383 amino acids. Gene Ontology annotation, biological process: synaptic signaling. The record is from RefSeq and is a predicted model, not a curated record. Gene Ontology annotation, cellular component: plasma membrane.
UGGAGGUCUCCAGGUGUAAUGCGCUCCGUCAGCGGCGGCUCAUGACAGGCGGGGAGGGGGAAGGAAGAAGUGGAAGCCGCGGAUCCAUCUUCAAGAGAAAAUAGGAAAGACACCGCGUUUCCACCAGUUUUAUUUCGUUUUUUUUAGCGGCACCUUUCCUUGUAAAUACGUGUCAGGGAGCCCGAGGUGAGGGCUGUGUCAUUGUCUGUAGGAUGUCCCGACAUGAAGGUGUGAGCUGUGACGCGUGUUUAAAAGGGAACUUCAGGGGGCGCCGAUACAAGUGUUUAAUCUGCUACGACUACGACCUGUGUGCGUCGUGUUACGAAAGUGGAGCCACCACAACACGACACACCACCGAACACCCCAUGCAGUGCAUACUAACCAGGGUAGACUUCGAUCUGUAUUACGGUGGAGAGGCGUUUUCAGUAGAGCAGCCCCAGUCGUUUACUUGUCCCUACUGUGGCAAAAUGGGUUACACAGAAACAUCUCUACAGGAACACGUAACCUCGGAGCAUGCAGAGACAACCACAGAGGUGAUCUGCCCCAUAUGUGCAGCUUUGCCCGGAGGCGACCCCAAUCAUGUGACGGACGACUUCGCUGCUCAUCUCACACUUGAACACAGAGCACCAAGAGAUUUAGAUGAGAGCAGCGGGGUGCGGCACGUGCGCCGGAUGUUUCACCCUGGGCGUGGGCUCGGCGGCCCUCGGGCACGGAGGACUAACAUGCACUUUACCAGCAGCUCCACUGGGGGGCUCUCAUCCUCACAAAGCUCCUCUUACUCCCCUAGCAAUCGGGAAGCCAUGGACCCUAUAGCAGAGCUGCUGUCUCAGCUGUCAGGAGUUCGGCGCUCGGCAGGCGGUCAGCUGAACCCUUCAGGCCCUUCAGCCUCGCAACUACAGCAGUUGCAGAUGCAGUUGCAACUCGAGCGGCAGCAGGCGCAGGCGGCACGUCAGCAACUGGAAACGGCACGCAACGCCACGCGCCAGCGCAGCAACGCGAGCAACAUCAGCGCCAGCGUGCCACCACCUAGCACUGCAACAAACACAGCCAUAAACGAGAGUAACCCGAUGGCCUCCCACAGCUCCCAGUUCCUCCUCACACGGUUGAACGAGCCAAAGAUGUCUGAGGCGGAGCGUCAGGCUCUGGAAAGCGAGCGUGCCGACCGGAGCCUGUUCGUGCAGGAGCUGCUGCUGUCGACGCUGAUGCGCGAGGAGAGCUCCUCCUCCGACGAGGACGAGCGGCGAGACUUCGCAGACUUCGGCGCCAUGGGCUGCGUGGAGAUCAUGCCCUUGGACGUGGCGCUGGAGAGCCUCAACCUGAAGGAAAGCUCUGCAGGCAAAGAGCCUCCACCUCCUCCUCUUUGAUGAUAUCCCACCACCACGCAGACAAUGUCCUCUGUGCUGUAACUGCCAAUGACGGUGGGCAAACACACAGCUCUCACUUUUUUUUUUUCUGGUUAUUUUUUUUUUUUGUUGGUUUGUUUUUUGUUUUUUUUAAAAAUAAUUUUAUUUUACUUUUUCUCUUUUUUUUUUUGGUGAUUUUCAGGUCUGUCACCUGUUACAUUGUAAAAAUCCAUAAAGAGCGAGAAUGAGGGAGUGAAAGUGAGAGCGAGAGAGAGAGACAGAAAGAGAGAAAAAGAACAAGCGUGUGAAAGACAGCGAGCACGCAGAAGACAAUGAAAUCGUAUGGUGUGUGUGUGUGUGUGUGUGUGUGUGUGUUGAUAAUCAGUUCCACAUGACUAAUUUUUUUUCCUUUAGCAGGUGAGCGUAGGUAGCUGCGGCAGACCUUCAGCUUCCUGUGUCUAACAAAAAAAAAAGGCUCUCCUUAUAUAAAUACUCCACAUUCUAAAACUGAAGACAGAGUCCUUCUUUAAUGAAGCUGCUGUGUGUAUUUAUGAAUAGUAAUUAAUAAAAAGUGCUUGGAUGGUUUACCAUAACUACUGCAUGAGGUUAUUUGCAGUGUGCAUGAUUUUUAAUGACACUGUCAUUAAAAUGGCAAAAAAUCCCAAAGCGUUCUUUAAUUUGAUUUUAUUUUUUUAUCAUUUUUUUUUUAAUUUUAAAUUUUUUUUUUUUUUUUUAAAGAGUUACUUGAACUGAAAGAAAAAAGUGUUUUGAAUUUAUGGAAUAUUAUAGAAUCAGAAUUUAUUUAACUAUUUUAUAAAAGGAAAUAAAAAGCAAACACGAGGGGGGAGAAAAAUGGAAACGGUAAGAAAGCAACGCAACGUCACGUCUCCGCUCCGAUCUGCCCUUGCUUUCAGACAACCCAUCGUAACCUGAUACCCAGUGCUGCAAAAAAAAAGAAAGAAAUAGAAAUAAAAUGAAGGGGGGAAAAAGGAAGGAAAAAAAACAAUGGAAAAAAAAAAGAAAAGAAAAAAUGUACAAGUUAAUACAAUAGUCUUUUUUUUUUUUUUUGCCAAGAACUAAACAAAAAUCUAUACAGGCAAAAAUAUAACCUCCUUUUCUGUUCUGUUUUGGUUUUUCUUUGUUUUUUUUUUUUUUGUUUUUUAUUUUAUUUUUUUAAAGACAUUAAUGUUUUAGUGACAACUGUGUAAUCACCAGAUGUACUUUCUAACUUUUGCACCUGUACAGAACAGUUAGCCUCUCCAUGCUUCAUCUUGCUCUGCUUCUUCCAAUAGCGCCUGCUGCUCCUGAACGAAUCCUCUGAGCCGGAGUGCAGAUAGACGAUCAGUUUUAAUUGUUUCUUUUUGUUUGUUUGUUGUUUUUCCCCCCUUCUUUCGUUCCCUGGCCGAUUAAAAUCACUGUACAAAGGAGGAAUCUGCGCCUGCAUCGGCAUUCCUACUCAUAAAGCUCAAAAAAAAUUUCUUUACAUGGUGAAGGACAGCUGGAGACUUUGCCACCUAGUUUUUGUUCGACAUUAAACAGAAAAAGAAAAAGAA